AUGGCGUUAAACACUCCCUCAAUCAAAUACAAGGCGCACGCUUACAAGAGCAACAGAACACCAAUUCAGAUUGUGGAUGAGACAAUUGACUUGGUGAGAAAACCCAAUGGUGAAUACGUUGCUCCACGCGGAAGAAUUCUCGUCAAGAUCAACUAUGCAUCAUUGAACCCAGUUGAUUACAAGGUUUACAAGAAGACACCGUGGAUCUCUUCCUUCUACAAUCUGAAAAAGGGGUUUGGUAAAGACUUUUCGGGACAAGUUGUGUCAAUCGGCGCCAAUACCGACACCAAUGUCAAAGUGGGUGACCUUGUUCAAGGAUUGAAUUGGCCAAUCUGGGGAGGUGGUUCAUGUGCUCAAUACUUGUUGGUGAAUCCAUUUUGGUCACCCAUCACUACUGUCCCAACAAACAUCGACUUGAUUGAAGCAGCAUCAUUCCCAUUGGUUUUGGGAACUGCCAUGCAAAUGACCCGCAAGAUGAAACUCAGAGAUAGCAAAGUGCUCGUCAUUGGUGCUGGUACUUCAGUUGGUAGGUACGUUGUGCAAUUGGCCAGAAUUGGAGGCGCUAAAGAGAUUGUCACUACCAAUUCAAACAAGACGAGUGAUUUGAUUAGGGAUUUGGGCGCAACUUCCCAAAUUGACUAUCACAAGUACCCAAAUUACUUGACUCCAGUAUUGGAGAGUGUCAAGUCCAGUGGACAAUUUGACUACAUUCUCGAUUGUUGGGGUACAGGGGACUUGUUCCCAGAAAUUGACCACGUAAUCAAAAAAGGUGGUAUUUACUACACUAUUGUGGGUGACGAUGCAAACUCGCCGAUUGGAGCUGUCAAGUCAAGCUUUAGAGUAGUGAAGUCGUUCUUGGGAUUGACAAAGUACAACUACCGUCUUGGAUUACUCAGUUCCAACUUUGAGAAUAAGGGAUGGAUUGAAUCUGCUAGAGAUUUACUCCAGGAUGGUAAAAUUCAAAUUUUUGUUGAUUCGGUUUAUCCAUUUGGUGAGUUGCGUGAAGCUAUCGAUAAGUUGGAGAGCGGAAGAGCUCAAGGUAAGAUUGUAUUGGAGGUUGAAAAGCCAAGUCAAGAGAAUCAGAAUCCGUUUGAAUAG
Messenger RNA from Lodderomyces theae, 1098 nucleotides. RefSeq lists its product as uncharacterized. The coding region runs from base 1 to 1098 and encodes 365 amino acids. The transcript has a single exon. Gene Ontology annotation, molecular function: oxidoreductase activity. The record is from RefSeq and is a predicted model, not a curated record. Gene Ontology annotation, cellular component: mitochondrion. Lineage: Eukaryota; Fungi; Ascomycota; Pichiomycetes; Serinales; Debaryomycetaceae.